Messenger RNA from Cannabis sativa, 4543 nucleotides. RefSeq lists its product as uncharacterized. The record is from RefSeq and is a predicted model, not a curated record. Gene Ontology annotation, molecular function: cysteine-type peptidase activity. NCBI's taxonomy places the organism in Eukaryota, Viridiplantae, Streptophyta, Magnoliopsida, Rosales, Cannabaceae. Gene Ontology annotation, biological process: proteolysis. The transcript is spliced from 5 exons. Bases 3229 to 4245 code for a protein of 338 amino acids.
CUACAUUUAUACUUAUAAACUUAUUUUUAUUACACAUUUACCACUUACUCAUCAUACCAUGCAUACACGUGUUCUCUCCCCAUGCAUCAUCAAUCAAAUCAUACUCUCUUCCCUCUCUUUUUUCAUUUUGUUUUCAUUUCAUUUUCUAUUCUUCAUUUCUGUUCUCUAAGUUCAUUUUGAAUUCAAGUAACCUCCAUUAACCACCCAUAAUUUAUCACGUUUUUCCCUCUUAUUUUUGGUUCAUCCACGAAUUUUCAACUUCCUCUUAGCCCACGAUUUAGCAACUGUUUUUCCCUCUCUGUUUUAUUUUUUUUCAAUCUUAUUUAUACCAUGGCAAUCACUCGGUCAUCUUCAUCCCCUUCUCCAGUUCUCAAAAAGAAAUCAAAAAUGGGCAAGAAAUCUUUGGCCAACAAAUCCAAGGGUAAACGCCCAAUCAAUGAUGAUUUUGAUUCUGAUUUUGAAGCUCCCAUGCCGAAGCGUGUGAAACCCACUUCUUCGAAGAAAUCGAAGCUGAACUUGGAGGAGCCCUCGCUUCCAGAAAUUUCUGGGAAAAAAUUUCAAAAAUAUAUUACACAUACUGAAGAUCGGACUGAGGUUGGUUUUUAGUUUUAUUUUCGUUUCCCCCUUUCUUCCAUUUCUGCUUUACCCAGAUUUUUGGCGUUUUCAUGUUCAUUUUGCUUUGUGUGAUUUUAGGGUUUCAUUUGCGCAUUUUGUUUCAUGUUUUUAAAUUUUUAAGUUAUUUAUUGUUGCGUUUGAUCUUUCCAUUUGAUUCUGGUCUGGGUGUUGUUCUUUAAUUUUGUUUUGUUUUCUUUAUUAUCAGUGUUUUUUUUGUGCUUACAGGUUAUGUGUUUUGUUUUCGUUUUUGGUGUUUUCAAUCAUUCUUCGUUAGUUUCUUUUCAGUUUUUUAAUAGUUUGUUACUGGUAUGUUUUGAUGUGUUUUCGAUUUUCAUUAGGUUUAGUUGUUUGCUGUUAUAUUUUAGAUUUCAAAACGAUUUUCAAAUCUUUGCUCUAUAUUUUUCUAUAGUUGUAUAUGUUUUUUAGUUUGUUUGUUGUUUUAAUAUAGUUUUGUUGUUCUUUUUAUACUGCAUUUUUCGAUUUCUUUUAGGGUUAGUUGUUUACUGUUUUUUUUAUGUUUCCAAACGAUUUAAGGUCUUUGCUGUUAUUUUCUGUGUAGUUGUUUGCCAUUGAUAGUUUGUUUUUAGUUUUUUUGUAGUUGUUUUUCAGUUUUCAUACUGUUUAACUCAGGAUUUAUAAUAUAUAUUGGCCCUUUUUUGUUAUGUUGCAGGUUUGGGACUGUAAAUUUAGUCCUUCUGAUUUUUACAGAUCUAAGUGUGUGUGCACCAGUGUGUAUUCUGUGAUAAAUAAUAUUAAAAACACUUUAUCUGUUAAUUUGCUUUCUUUGUUUCGUCAAACUCAAUUUGGGCAUUUUCUGGAUAUGCCUGAGUUUGUUUUUCACCCACAAGUCGUUCAUAGUUUAUUACUAAGGGAAGUUUUACAGCCUAAUCCUAAGGAGUUUUGGGUUAAGGUUGCUGGCCGUUGCAUACGGUUUAGUGCCGAAGAAUUUUACCUUAAUUCUGGUUUAGAUUGUUUCGGUGAUUGCAACAAGUUGUUGUUUUCACAGGAAACAAAUCAAUUGGUAGAAACAUGUUUCCGUGGUGUAAAAACUAUUGACAACAAAGCCAUCGAGGAUGCUUUUUUGGGUAGUCGGUGGGGUUUGGAUGAGUCUAUUGGUUUGAAAAUGGCUGUUUUGUAUUUCAUUCAGUGUUUUCUUCUUAGCAAUACUCCUGACAAAGAAGUGUCUAGGUUUGUUCUAGAUGUGGUUGAUAGCGGUCGGUGGGAUGAGUAUUGUUGGGGUAGGGAAUCAUUUGAAUUGACAAUUGACUCAUUCAAAGGUAGGAUUGAGCAUGGGAUCAUUAUGAAAAAUAGAAAGGCAGAGAAGGGAGGCCAAUAUGAUGGUUGGUAUAGGGCAUUGGGAUGUCCUUGGGUUUUUACUGUUUGGUUUUAUGAAUGUUGUCCUGCAAUGGUGAACUCUUUCUGUAAGAGAGUUUCAUCUUCUAUUCCCAGGAUUCUGAACUGGAGCAACACCAUCGUCACCAAAAAUCCAACCCUUCGAGACUUGAAGGGCAAGAUUUUUGAUUUACCUUUGGAGAAGUUGAAGAUAAAAAACAUGCGUCCUACUGAUGAAGAGAGGCAGCAGCUUCAACUUGACGGUCUAUUUCUCGAUGAAUCUAUUGAUGAACGUGGUGUAGCGAAGCAACCCUUCGAGGGUGGCUCAUCUUCAAAGAAGUCUGAUUCAGCAGAUAUUGAUUGGAUGAAAUCUAAGCUGGAGAUGCUCAGUUCGAAUCAAUCAUCAUUGGCCGAGGACUUCAUUUCGUUGAGGUGUUUUGUUGAUUUUAAUUUCAAAUCCGUAAUGACUGUAAUUAAGGAUAUCCAAGAGAAGGUUAAUGCCAUUCAUCGUCGUCCUUCUGACGAGGUAUUUAUUCUUAUUUUAUUGUUUAGGUUUUUUUAUAUUUUUUUUUGUAUAGUUUCUUUACUGUUUUAUUUAAGUUUCAUUUAUGUUGGUUGUUACAGGGAAAGUCAUCGGAUGAAUUAGUAACUCAAGAUUCUGAUGAUGAUGAUGAUGAUGAUGAUGAUGAUGAUGAUGCCGAGGAUGAUGACAAGCAAUUGCCUGAUCCAGAGAAUAUUGAUUCCGACUCCGACGAUGGUGGUGAGUUGGUUAAAGUUGGUGGGGAUGCUGAUGAUGCUGACAAGGCUGUUACUGCUGUCCCUUAUGCUGAUGUGAAUCCUUCUGAGGAUGUUGGAGGGAGUGAUAAAAAUGUUAAGGAUGUUGAGAAGCCGAAGGGCGAUGAGUCUCGAUUGAAGGGGGACGAUUUCUUUGAUGGGUUGAGCCAGCUUGUAAUAGAUGAUGAUCAAGUUGUGUUGGCUGGCUUGGAGGCUGUUGCUAAAAUCAAUGUAAGUUUACUUUUAAUUGUUUUCAAAAAAACUAGGUUUCUUUUUGGUUGCUCAUUAGUUUCUAAUAUGUUUUGCAACUGUUUUAAUGCAUUCUUUAUUUUUUAGGUCCCCCCACCCAAUCCAGAUGUUGUUGGUGAAAAGUCAGAUGCCCUUCAUACUGAUGAAGAAACUGAGGAUACUGUCUCUGAUACACCUCUGUUGGAUAAGAGGAAGCGUGCUCCGGCCUUGAAAUCUCCAUUUGUUGAUUUCGGGUCUGCUGAUGUCGGGAGCACUCCAAUGGAGCUUAUGUCCUCAGGUUCUCAGUCUGCUGGCGAUGAUAGGGAUUUCAAAAUGGUGACUUAUGUGAAGGGCCUUUAUGCUCUUAAUGAUGCUUUUGCUGAUCCCGUAUCUACCGAGAUUGAGGCAAAAUUUGACUCUUGGAUUGGUGAAGGAUUGCUUAAACAUCCCAGGCAUUAUAAUUGUUAUGAAGACGGCGCAAAGAAAUUUACCCCGGGUUUUAGGCUAGGUGUUGAUUAUGUUGAGGAUAAAACUUGGUUUUACCAUUUGGCCACAUGCGACAUGUUUAUGAACGACUCGCAUAUGAACACCAUAUUCUAUUACCUUCGGAAAAAAGGUAAGUAUUCUUCCGCUGUGACGUUGAAUUUCGCAACCACUGAUUGUCUUUUUGAUGAUUCCAUCCAAGCAUUGUACCACAAAUUUAACAAGGCCAAGUCAAUGAAGACUAAGAUGUCACACAUUCACGUUGCCCACCCAAUUGCGCAUUACAUCCGAGGUAUGCGCAUUCCUUGUUCCAAGCCUUGGUAUGAAGCCGAUCACGUGCUUUUCAUCAUCAAUUUAAGAAGGGAAAGUCAUUGGGUUUUUGGGCGUCUUGACGUGCACGAAAGGAUGUUAUUUCUGUACAAUUCUUUGAGAACCGCGAAGAUGAAUGCCGCAGCUAGGAAUGCGAUGAAGGCUUAUUCCGUGUUGCUGCCUUUGUUUUUCGAUUUACUUGGGUUCUGGAAGAAUAGAGCACAAGUUCCUGCCUCAGUUUCUGACCCUACAGCUCCAUUCAGAAUCGUGGAGCUUAGUGGUAUUGCGUCUCAGCAGAAGAAUGAUUGUGGAGCAUAUGUUGCUGCCUUUGCUGAAUUCUUUAUACACGGAAAGGAUGUCCCUGCAGACUUUGACAUCGAAGUUUAUCGAACCCGACUUGCUUCACUUUUCUACUCGUACGGACAAAGGAAAAUUGACGAAAGUAUUGACAGCGAGGAUGAGAAGCAAUCCAAGUCUUCUAAGGCAUCUAAAUUGAAGAAAUAGGAACUUUUAAUUUGGUGGCUCUAUUAUGUUAUUUGUUGAAUCUAUUUACUUGACAAGUUUUAGUGUUGUUGUGUGUUUAAAACUAUGUAGCUGGUUUAAAACUUUUAGGAUAUUUGACAUUCACUCCUUAUAAUAUCUUUAUUGUAUAGGUUUGUAUUUCCCAAAGUUGUGUGUUUUUUUAAUUGUUCAAGUUCUUAUAUACGGUCGCACAACUAUGGAGAAACUAUUAACCAACUAAAUACAAACUAUGUUUUCAUUUUUCUAAAAUAGUGCUAUGAAUGUAUAUUUAUUCUUCGUA